AUGUCUCUUUUACUUUCAUCGCCUCCAUUUUUGUCCCCCUCGAAAAAUCGUAGGCACCUUCUCCUACCUCCUCGGUCUCAAUCACUGCCGGCGAGUCUGAAUCGGGGCCCACUUGGUAGCCACCAACGCAUUCUCAAGCUCAGUUCUCCGUCUAAACUCCGCUGUUCAUCACCCAUGGCCAUUCAAGAGGGCCCUAUUUCGUCCUCUUCGUCUCUUCAGGAUAGCAUGUUGUAUUCUCGGGCAUUUUGGGUCAGUAAAGAGACUAUUGCUUGGGAUGUGGAUGCUGGAGAUGGUUCAUAUUUUUUGUACGGCAGCAAAAACGCCAACCUGUCUGUAGAAAAUGGGGAAAUUCAAGGCUAUGACGUAAAACUUAUGCUUGAGAUUGGUGAAGGAGUGCUUCCUCAUCAUGUGAUUGAAAAAUUUCCUCAUAUCCAAGAUUAUAAGCCUCUCCAUGUUACUCCAGCUCUGGAUGUCAAAAGUGUAUUGAAAUAUCAACUGGCUGUUGCUGCUGUAGACUCCAGUGGACAAUGCUUAAAUAUAACCGGUCUGCAAUUACCAGGUGUCUUAGAUGAACUAUUCUUUUAUAAUGGUCCUCUUGGCGCAAUUUUUUCAUCUGAAGCUGUUUAUCUAUAUCUUUGGGCACCAACAGCACAGAAAGUGCGUGCACUUAUUUAUGGCGAAGCUGAAGGUGGGUCCCCCUUAGAAGUUGUUGAGUUUGAGGAGUCGAAUGGAGUUUGGAGCACCAAAGGGCCAGUUACUUGGCAGGGAUAUUACUAUGUAUAUGAAGUGUUUGUUUACCAUCCUAGCACAUUGCGGAUUGAAAAAUGUAUAGCAAAUGAUCCUUACGCAAGAGGGCUGUCAGCUGAUGGCAGGCGAACACUCAUAGUUGAUGUUGCUUCUGAGACAUUGAAACCGGAAGCAUGGGAUCAUUUAGCGAAUGAAAAGACAAAUCUUUCUUCAUUUUCCGACAUCAGUAUUUAUGAGCUGCAUGUAAGAGACUUCAGUGCUACUGAUGGCACGGUUCCAUCUCUUUUUCGUGGUGGCUACCUUGCCUUUACUACUCAGGACUCUGCUGGAAUGCUUCAUCUUAAAAAGUUAUCGGCUGCUGGUAUCACACAUGUUCAUCUAUUGCCAAUCUUCCAUUUUGCUGGUGUUCAUGAUGAAAAGAGUAAAUGGCAGGGCAUAGAUUUGAAAAUGCUCAAAUCAUUUCCACCCGACUCUGAUGAACAACAGGCUCGCAUCACAGCUGUUCAGGAUGCGGAUGGGUAUAAUUGGGGAUAUAAUCCCGUUCUCUGGGGUGUCCCAAAAGGAAGCUAUGCAACUAAUCCUAAUGGUUCUGACCGAGUGAUUGAGUUUCGCAAGAUGGUUCAGGCACUCAACCGAAUUGGUUUACGUGUUGUGCUGGAUGUCGUUUACAAUCAUUUACAUGCGAGCGGCCCCUAUGACGAGUAUUCUGUACUUGAUAAGAUUGUUCCGGGUUACUACUUGAGGAGGAAUCUUCAUGGCAUUAUCGAGCAUAGUACAUGUACAAACAACACUGCCAGUGAGCAUUCAAUGGUUGAACGGUUGAUAAUCGAUGAUCUCUUGCACUGGGCUGUCAAUUAUAAGGUUGAUGGCUUUCGCUUUGACCUCAUGGGUCACAUAAUGAAGCGUACAAUGUUAAAGGCUAAAAGUUUGCUCGAGAGGUUGACAAAACAGAAUGAUGGAGUAGAUGGCUCUAGCCUCUAUAUAUAUGGCGAAGGAUGGGAUUUUGGAGAGGUGGCUAACAAUGGGCGUGGUGUUAAUGCCUCUCAGUUCAACCUUUGUGGGAGUGGAAUUGGAAGUUUCAACGACCGAAUUCGAGAUGCAAUACUUGGGGGGUCACCGUUCGGACAUCCACUUCAACAAGGCUUCGUAACAGGUUUAUCAUUGGAGCCCAAUGAUCAUGACCAUGGAAGCCCUUCUGCCACAGAGCAUAUGCUUGCUUUAUCGAAAGAUCACAUUCAGAUUGGAAUGGCUGCCAACCUGAAGGACUUUGUUUUAAUUAACUUUGAGGGCAAUGAGGUUAAAGGAUGUGAAGUUUCAGUGCAUGAUGGUAAACCUGUGGCAUAUGCUUUAAGCCCUGUGGAAACAGUGAAUUAUGUUUCCGCUCAUGAUAACGAGACAUUGUUUGACACUGUGAGUUUAAAGACUCCGGUAAAUAUCUCUGUGGAUGAAAGAUGUAGGAUUAACCAUUUAGCUACCAGCAUAAUAGCCCUUUCCCAGGGAAUACCUUUCUUUCAUGCUGGUGAUGAGAUUCUGCGUUCUAAAUCUUUAGAUCGUGACUCGUACAAUUCUGGUGAUUGGUUCAACAGGUUAGACUUCAGUUACAGCUCUAAUAACUGGGGAGUUGGACUUCCUCCAAGAGGAAAGAACGAAAGAAAUUGGCCACUAAUCAAAACAAGAUUGGGAAAUCCAGCAUUUAUGCCUCAAAGGAGUCGCAUCCUAGAAGCCUUUGAAAAUUUUUGUAGCUUUAUUCGCAUCAGAUACUCGUCCCCCCUUUUCCGUUUGCGUACAGCAAAUGCGAUCCAGGAAAGGGUUCGGUUUCAUAACACUGGUUCGUCGUGGGUCCCUGGGGUUAUUGUCAUGAGCAUCGAAGAUGGUUAUGAAGGCUAUCCAGGACUUUCUCAGCUGGAUCCCAUCUAUUCUUACAUUGUUGUUAUAAUCAACGCUUGCCCAACUGAAAUCACGUUUACAAGCCCAUCUCUGAAGGAGAAGCAUCUACAAUUGCACCCAAUACAGAUGACUUCGGCUGAUGACAUCGUCAAGAAGUCGACGUACAACUCAUCCUCUGGUUCUUUCAGAAUACCUUCAAGAACCACUUUUGUUUUUGUCCAACCUCGUAUCACCUGA
Striga hermonthica is the source of this 2871-nucleotide messenger RNA. NCBI's taxonomy places the organism in Eukaryota, Viridiplantae, Streptophyta, Magnoliopsida, Lamiales, Orobanchaceae. The record is from the annotation of a GenBank genome assembly.